CAGACCGAGGACCCUGCCUCCUGGGCCGCAGGGAGCCAGACCCGGGGACCCUGCCUCCUGGGCCUCAGGGAGCCAGACCCGGGGACCCUGCCUCCUGGGCUGCAGGGAGCCAGACCCGGGGACCCUGCCUCCUGGGCCUCAGGGAGCCAGACCCGGGGACCCUGCCUCCUGGGCCUCAGGGAGCCAGACCGAGGACCCUGCCUCCUGGGCCUCAGGGAGCCUGCCGAGCCGGGAGACUUGAUCCCGGAAGUCUGUUUUGUCCCCGGAAGAUGGAGCUGGGGAUGGUAACCACUCGGGAAAGCGGCAGUGAGGAUUCACAUAGAGGCUGCGGGGUCUCCUUACCAUUGUCUGAGUUUUCCUCUUCAUCUGCUUCCUAAGUCUCCGGCACAAGCUGGGAAAUCUCUGCGCCAUUCCCCGCUUACUGUCCCUCCAGGGCUCGCGGGCUCCAAGGCACCCUUAAGACGCCAGGGCCACCCCGCCCGCCCACGACCAUGAGGAGCACAGCUGUGGUUGGACAAAUCCGGGCUUAUAUCUCAUGGCAGCUGGGAAGAGCACACGCCAGGGGAGCUGCAGGCCUCUCAGGAGGGGCCGCCAGUCUCCUCGGAGCGACUCGGGUUACCGGUUCUUGUCUGCUCUCUGGACCGAACCUGCGCUCUCUAACUUCGGCAGAAAAUGCAGAAAGGGUGACACAGAGAAGGAAAGCGCCUUGAAUCCGAGCUAACAGGAGGUGAAAGGUGAGGACCGAAGAGAGAGACAGGGCCUGUUCCGGGACAAAGGGCUGCGGCCGCGCCUGCGCAGAAGGCCCCGGGCCGCGGGAGGGCCCUGCGAGGUGACGGCGGGGUUGCCAUGGCGGCGCUGAGCGGCCUGGCGUCGGCGCUGGAGUCGUACCGCGGCCGCGACCGCCUGGUCCGGACCCUGGGGUACUGCUGCCAGCUGGUUGGCGGGGUGCUGGUGGAACAAGGCCCGGCCCGGGCAGACGUGGGGGCGCGCCUGCUGGCAGUGUCCUCCCAGCUCAGCGGCUGUAGGACCACCCUGCGCCUCUUCGAUGACGUGGCCAUGUUUCUGUACACCAAGCAGUACGGCCUGGGGGCAGAGGAGGAGGACAUCUUGGUCCGCUGUGUGUCUGUCCUGGGCAACCUGGCCGACCAGCUGUACUACCCCUGCGAGCACAUCGCCUGGGCUGCUGAUGCGAGGAUCCUGCACGUGGACUCGGCCCGGUGGUGGGCGCUGAGCACGGCCUUCUGGGGCCUCUCGCUGCUCCUGGGCAUUGCCAGGGUCCCUCAUCCUCUCUGGUGUUGCAGGUCCCUGUGGGUGGUCCUGAAGCUGAGACAGCAGCUGAGGAGCCCUGCGGCGGCCGUCACCAGCCAGCGGUCCCGGAGCACGCGGGGGGCCGUGGAGGCCCGGAUCCAGUCGGAGCUCGUGACUCUCCUGAGCAACCUGGCCGACCUGGCCAACGCCGUGCACUGGCUGCCCCCCGGCUUCCUGUGGGCAGGCCGCUUCCCGCCGUGGCUGGUGGGCCUCCUGGGCACCAUCUCCUCCCUCCUCAGUGUGUUCCAGGCAGCCCGGGCCAGUGGCGGGGCUGGCAAGGCCGCCUCCUGACGGCCCGGAGGCGCACGGACACGCCGGAACCCUGCCGAAGGGCCUCCCCGCACAGCAGUCUCCGGGCAGGCGCUGGUCUCUGAGCAAAUCAAGGCCCGGUGCGGGGAGUUGCAACCAAGAGAACACAGGGAGUGACCUGGGCACAAGCUCGGCGAGGCAGGGUGUGGGGUGGCUGAGGUCCCCCGGGUGCUGGGGGUCUGGGCCCUUCCCGCUGGGAGGAGGGGUCUCUCAGGGCCAGAGCAGAGGACCCGGGACUCCCGUGCAGACGAAAAGGCCACAGCGGCCUAAGCAGAGCCUCACUCCAUCCUGGCAUCCUGAGUCCAGACAGGCAGGAGGCCAGGACGGUACGCACCCAACGGGCCUUAGGAAAGCUGGAAUGGGAAUCAAUUAAAACUGUGGUGCUGGUGCGAGG
This is a messenger RNA of Eptesicus fuscus (big brown bat), 2011 nucleotides long. It is a transcript of the gene PEX11G, whose product is annotated as peroxisomal biogenesis factor 11 gamma. The transcript is spliced from 7 exons. Gene Ontology annotation, cellular component: peroxisomal membrane. NCBI's taxonomy places the organism in Eukaryota, Metazoa, Chordata, Mammalia, Chiroptera, Vespertilionidae. The coding region runs from base 847 to 1599 and encodes 250 amino acids. Gene Ontology annotation, biological process: peroxisome fission. The record is from RefSeq and is a predicted model, not a curated record.